CAAACCGACAUUUGCCGAGGAAAAUAUCAUCCAUCAGUCGAAGAGUAGUAGUUGCCUUGGCCACGCUUUCUGCUUUCACAGAAAAAUCUGGAACUCACCGACUCUCUCUCUCUCUCUCUCUCUCUCUCUCUCUCAAGUUGCUUAGAUACUGAAACCAAGGCCAUCAUCAGAAGAUGUGUCUGCUAGAUGAAGUUGGGCAAGUUACAGAGACAAUGGAGAAUCUGGGUCUCUCUGAACAAGGUGAGAAUCACGAGACCUGGCCGUUGAAUAAUUCUGAAUGCUUACAGCCCCGGAGGGAGAAUGCCGAAAAGGGAAGUUCCAGUGAUCGGAUUAGCCUCUGUAAUUCGCUUCAUCUGGAAAGCAUUUGUGAAAAUUCAGCUGUUGCGGAUGGAAGCCAACAUCUGUUAAAUAACUUCAUCCCUGCUCUCCGAUCAGGAGAAUGGUCUGACAUUGGAGCCCGUCCUAAUAUGGAAGAUACUUGCAUUCGCAUCACAGACCUGGCUAAGAAUUACGGUUACAGUUUAAUCAGUGAGGAUGCUAUCUCCUUCUAUGGUGUGUUCGAUGGGCAUGGAGGAAAGGGUGCUGCCCAGUUUGUGCGUGAUCACUUACCAAGGGUGAUUGUUGAGGAUGCUGAUUUCCCUUUAGAACUUGAGAAAGUGGUCGCAAGGUCAUUCAUGCAGACUGACGCUGCCUUUGCAAAGUCAUGCUUUACUGAGUCCAACCUCUCUUCUGGCACUACAGCACUCGCUGCAAUGAUUUUUGGGAGAUCUUUACUCGUAGCAAAUGCUGGAGAUUGUCGGGCAGUACUUUCUCGACAUGGGAUUGCUAUAGAGAUGUCAAAUGAUCACAAGCCGUGCUGCGCUAGUGAAAGGACUAGGAUUGAGUCGCUGGGGGGAUUCAUUGAUGAUGGAUAUUUGAAUGGUGAGUUAGGUGUUACCCGGGCUCUUGGCAAUUGGCAUAUUAGUGGAUUGAAGGAAAUUAGUGGGAGGGGUGGCCCCUUGAGUGCCGAGCCAGAACUUAAUUUAGUGACAUUAACAAAGCAAGAUGAGUUUCUGAUAAUAGGUAGCGAUGGGAUAUGGGAUGUGUUCAGAAGCCAAAAUGCAGUAGAUUUUGCCAGGAGGAAACUGCGAGAGCACAAUGAUGUAAAACUCUGCUGCAAGCAAAUAGUAGAGGAAGCAGUGAAGCGAGGAGCGAUAGAUAAUCUCACUGUUGUGAUGGUUUGUUUUCAUCCAGAGCCACCUCCACAGUUGAUGGCACAAAGGCCAAGAGUCAGAAGGACCUUUUCUGCCGAGAGGCUUCAAAAACCGAGGUUUCUACUGGAAGGAUAGUGGUUUUACUUAUUCACUCAUCUUUUAGUCUUCAACUGGCAGUUGAAGCAAAGACUGGUCAAUAAUAGCACCUUAGCAUGUGAUAUUGUGCCAAUUGGCUCUUUUCAGAGGUCCUGUUGUACAUACUCAUUUGGGAGAACUUUUUACUUACUUCUGUAUCAUCCGCACUUGGUUGUCAAUUGCAGAAACAACAAUUUCUUUUCAAAAUCUGUGUUUAUAGAGCUAUUCAGAUAAUGACAUAAGCUAGGUUCUUCAUCGAUCUUUUUUAUUUCUACUUUAUGAUCAACAGAUGCUUGUUAGCAUGACUAUAAUAAAUGUUUUACAUCCCAGACGGUUGUUGGAAAAGCAGGAAUGUUGGAUAGCCGACAAACUAAAGCUCAAAGCUGCCAUUCAAAAUGAGCAGUGAGGUGCUGUGUGAUGGCUAGGAACCAUAUCCUUAACAGUAAUCUCUUUUCUUGUGUGCAUUAUUACCUCUAUCCAGCUUAUUAGUUUCACUUUCAACUCGGGAGUCGUAAUCUGGAUUCCUAGAUUUUUCAUGCUAGUUUGGAGCCCGAGUGCAGAUUCACUGUUAAACAGUGCAGGAGUAGCAAGGAGCAUUCAGUUCACUUGCCCCUGCAUGGUUGCUGGUUGCAUAGGUCUAGGAGUACGAGGGAUACGAACAAUAGAAGCAAAUCAGCAAAAAUAAGUUCAGCUUCAGGUAUACAUAGAAGACGACUUAAAAGUAGGUACAAGAACAAAACACAGUCACAGUCUUGUUGCUUUGAUUUAUUACAAUCUCUCAUUUCACACACUACACACAGAGCGCAUAAGUGAAGGCUUUCCCUCCUGCUUCCCAUAAACAUGAUGUGAACUUCAGAAAUGGAGCGGCAGAUGGGAACCCGACCAAACGACGAGUAGCAUUAGUUAAUAGCAGGGAAAGGUAAGCAAAAGCUGGGUAGCUAUAGACAUAAAUGUACACAGUACUUAUUCAUAAUCAUAGCUUGCUAGCACAUUUAUACGAUAUGAUGACCAUGGCAUAGGGAGGGAUCAAGGGUGGUGGUGGUGGUGGUGCGGCGGACGUGGACCGUGCGGUUCUUGAGGGCCAGGAGGUCCUGGAGGGCCUGGAGGUCCGGGAUGGGGAGGGCCGUGAUGAGGAGGCGGUGGUUCGUGGUGGGGAGGACCGGGAGCCGGGUGGUGGGGAGGACCAGGGGGCGGAGGCUGGUGGGGAGGACCGGGGGGCGGAGGGCGAUCCAUCUGUUCUUUGCUUGGUCUUC
Molecule: messenger RNA, 2581 nt
Organism: Diospyros lotus (date-plum)
Lineage: Eukaryota; Viridiplantae; Streptophyta; Magnoliopsida; Ericales; Ebenaceae
Product: probable protein phosphatase 2C 27
Exons: 4
Coding region: 174-1328 (384 amino acids)
Biological process (GO): protein dephosphorylation
Molecular function (GO): cation binding; protein serine/threonine phosphatase activity
Source: RefSeq, a predicted model, not a curated record